UAAGUAAAAUUGUUGGUGAAAUUACUUUCAUGUAAUGAAACCUAUUAGGAUGAUAACACAAUACCCUUCGCCGAUAUUAAUAUUGAGUGGAAAUUAUGGUUUCACGGAUUAUUAUGGUUUACUGAUCGUAAAUAGGAAUAAUCGGUUUAUAAAAAAAUUUUGUGAUUGAAAAAUUAUUCGAAGAUUGACUGAAAUCAAUCGAAAUGAAUGUUUUACGUACAAUUCUCUGUUGCAUUUCGAUCGAACUAACAUUUGGAGGAAUUCUUCCAAGUAUCAAUGGAAUUGUAGAGGAUGUUUUUAAUGCGACCAAAAAUGCAACAGAAAAAAUACAAAAGACUACUGAGCAAGCGGUGGGAAAAGUUGUGAAUGGAACGAAAGAUGUUGCCGUGAUGCUGAAUGAAAAAGCAUUCGAUGUGGGGUCUGGAAUAGUCGAUAGAGUGAAAGGAGUGAUCAGUAAACCUGUCAAUCUCAACGAUUUAGCUUUCUAUGUAGUAAGCUCCAAAAAUCCAGAUGAGGCUAUCCAAAUUGAUUAUCAUGAUCCAGGAGAUGCGUGUGAGUUUGAAGCAAAAACAUUUUUUCUGAUUCAUGGAUGGCGGGCAAGUGCGAAUUCGGAAUGGAUUAAAGAUGUAUCGAAGAUUUUGGUGUCUAAGGAAAAUAAUACACAGGUGAUUCAACUGGAUUGGGAAAAACACGCGAGCGAUACUUAUGGUUUUGCUGCAUUUGAUACGAGAAGUAUUGGAGAUUUUGUUGGUAUCCUCAUCAAUUCCUUGAUUACGACUCAUAAGAUACCGAGAGAGAACAUAGUCGUUAUUGGCCAUUCUUUAGGAGCUCAAAUAGCAGGAUGGGCGGGAAAAAAAUUCCAAGAACUCAAUGGGGUGAAGUUACCCAGAAUUAUAGCUUUGGAUCCUGCAGGUCCAUUUUUCAUUCUAAGACCGGAUUCUAAGAAGCUGAAUAAGAAUGAUGCUGAAGUUGUCAUGGUUAUUCACACUGAUAAUGACAAAUUGGGUUACCCUUCUGUUUGUGGUACUAUUGACUUUUUCCCGAAUGGAGGAGGAAGCCAGCCUGGUUGCUGGUCAGUAGAUCUUGGAAAUAUCUCAACAUAUACUGGUCCAGUAACAUGUGAUCACAGUAGAGCCUGGCAACUCUUCAGGGAGGCUGUAGAAAUAAAUGCCUCAUUUCCAGCAAGGCAAUGUGGAAAUUACAGCAAUUUCAAAAAAGGAAAAUGUGAUGACAAUUUAGUUAUAGCAAUGAGUGACUUGAAAACUGUAGCCCAAGGGAGUUUCUACCUUGAGACAAAUCCUGAUUCGCCUUAUUCCCAACCCCUUAAAGUUCAUAAGGAUGACCAAAGUGAGAAUUGAACAAGUGUCGAUGGAAUGAAAAUAAAAGACAAUUGGCUCAAUAUAAACCACUCUUAGUCCAACUGGACUCAAUAUGAAAAAUGCUUUAAGUUUGGUUCAUGUUUAAAUAAAAUAAAUUUUUGUAUUCGA
This is a messenger RNA of Harmonia axyridis, 1487 nucleotides long. Its product is annotated as phospholipase A1-like. Lineage: Eukaryota; Metazoa; Arthropoda; Insecta; Coleoptera; Coccinellidae. The record is from RefSeq and is a predicted model, not a curated record. Gene Ontology annotation, molecular function: lipase activity. The transcript is spliced from 4 exons. Gene Ontology annotation, biological process: lipid metabolic process. Bases 204 to 1358 code for a protein of 384 amino acids.